CUCUGAGAAUGGCUGACAGUGAGAACAGCCAAACAGACACGCUCUCGGCUCCAGCUCACCUUCCAAAGAAACGCAGAGGCUGUAAACAUGUAUCUUUUCCUCCGGAUGAGGACAUGGUGUCAGGUAUUGAGGAGCUCAGGACGCCGUCAAAACUGGUUGACAGUAUCACCUUGAUGGAGGUGAUGUCAGCUUACAAGCAGAGUUGUGUCAAAUACCAUGUGGAACCCAUAUCGAAAGUACUGCAGCAGCUCCAGGAGGGGGCAAUAGUGCAAGGCCGGUGCGCACAGUUAGAUCUGCAAGGUGAGCGAUUAGAUAACCAUUCAUGUGAGACUCUUGAAGAUAUUCUAAAAUUACUGCAGUUUGAUUUCAUCAAUCUACGGGAGACAGAGCUGGAGGAGAAUGGUGCUGCUUCAUUAUUGGACAUGAUUUUAUACUAUGAAUCAGCAAAACAUCUGGACAUAUCUUUCAAUGCAAAUAUCGGGAUUUCAGGUUGGCAAGCGCUCUCGCACUUAAUUCAGCAGAGCCGCUACCUGGAGAGGCUGGAUGCCAGCGACAUGCCCCUCUUGGAGCGCCCCGCACGCUUGCUGUCAGGAUCUCUCCUUACCAGCAGGUUGUCAGUGCUGCACUUGGACAACAGCAGUCUGAGUGGAACACCCCUCUUCACUCUAGUUGGAAUUCUGAAGAUGAAUACCACCCUUCGAGAACUUUAUCUGGCUAACAACAAGCUGAACAGUUUCCAAGAUUCAAUGCAACUGGGAGACCUUCUGAAGUUCAACCAGAGUCUCAAGUGUCUGGACAUCAGCAAUAAUCUGAUAACUGAUUCAGGUCUGGAGGAGAUCUGUGAUGGUCUAAAAGCUCAGAGAAGCAGACUGCAACAGCUGAUGCUGCGGAGUAACCAUCUCACAAACCAUGGCAUGGUCCACCUGGCUGGUGUUCUGCCUUCGAUAAAAACACUGGAAAUAUUGAACUUGGGCAACAAUAAUCUUGAGAACCAGGGGGUUCAAAUCCUGAAGGAGGCCCUCAUCUCCAGCCCCUCACUCCUGCAGCUCGGCCUCGGCCAUACGGGAAUCACCUGUGAAGGUGUUGUGGUCCUGGCUGAAUUCAUCGCUGAAAGUCGUCACAUUCAGCAGCUUGAUAUUUGCGAAAACCUAAUUGGCACCGGAGGCCUGCUGGCACUGUCACAUGCUCUGAAGUUUAACCGGACGCUGGUCAAGGUGGAACUGGACAAAAACCCCAAAGAGGAGGAGGACGACUUUCUGAUUGAAACUCAGAAAAAUCUUCUCUGCAAAAUCUCAGAACGCUUGAAAAAUAAUGCUACGACUAAUGGAACAAAGUCAUGGCAGCAAAAUCAUCCGGCCUGCUACAUCAGUGACAUUAACCCAGCUGCCCCGGAGUUAAGCUACCCGCCCAGCCUCGUCAGCCCCGCCUCUCCAGGGUCGAGUGAUCAAUCCAGCGACGAAAGCCCAACACCCCCAGAGUUAAUGCAUCCACCCAGCCACAUCAGCGAGGUUAACAUAGAAGCUGCAUAUUUAAGCCAUCCAUCUAUCCAUAACAGCCCAGCAUCUACAGAGUUAAGGCACUCAGAUACAUCAAGCAUGUGGCCCACGCACAUCAUCCAAGCCCAUCUUCCUCAGAACUGAACAACCCACCUAACUAUGCUGACAUCCCAAAAUGCAGUGGCCCUCCAGGCUACAAUACCCUUGAUACGUCAGUUCCUGAAUACCCAACUUACCUUCCGAACAACUUCAUUUUUCCCAGCCUAUCUCCAUC
Brienomyrus brachyistius is the source of this 1770-nucleotide messenger RNA. RefSeq names its product protein phosphatase 1 regulatory subunit 37. Gene Ontology annotation, molecular function: protein binding. The coding region runs from base 9 to 1640 and encodes 543 amino acids. The transcript has 11 exons. NCBI's taxonomy places the organism in Eukaryota, Metazoa, Chordata, Actinopteri, Osteoglossiformes, Mormyridae. The record is from RefSeq and is a predicted model, not a curated record.